Lycium barbarum (goji berry) is the source of this 2289-nucleotide messenger RNA. RefSeq names its product protoporphyrinogen oxidase, mitochondrial. NCBI's taxonomy places the organism in Eukaryota, Viridiplantae, Streptophyta, Magnoliopsida, Solanales, Solanaceae. Gene Ontology annotation, cellular component: mitochondrial inner membrane. Bases 274 to 1677 code for a protein of 467 amino acids. The record is from RefSeq and is a predicted model, not a curated record. The transcript has 19 exons. Gene Ontology annotation, biological process: heme biosynthetic process. Gene Ontology annotation, molecular function: protoporphyrinogen oxidase activity, oxygen as acceptor.
ACAUUAAAAAUUACUUACUUAUAUUUCUUCCCUGUCCAAAACCCCUUUGGCCAUUUUCAUUUAUGAGCAUUACUUGGAAACACUUGAGCUCAGCAACACUUUCAUUUGAAGAUAUCAAAGCCAUAUCUAUGGCUCGAUCUACUGGAGACAAUAAACAAAGUCCUCCGAAAAGAGUUGCAGUCGUUGGUGCUGGCGUCAGCUUUGUUGACGGAUGGGCCAGCUUUGUUGUGUUGCAAUCGCAAGAACUAGUCGAACAGUUGCGGGCUUAACGACAUGACUAAAGUAUUUGAAGCAGAAGGGAGAGCUGGAGGGAAGUUACGAAGUGUGAGCCAAGAUGGCCUGAUAUGGGAUGAAGGCGCAAAUACUAUGACUGAAAGUGAAGGUGAUGUCACUUUCUUGCUUGAUUCUCUUGGACUCCGAGAAAAGCAGCAAUUUCCACUUUCACAGAACAAGCGCUAUAUUGCCAGAAAUGGUACUCCUGUACUGAUACCUUCAAAUCCAAUUGACCUGAUCAAGAGCAAUUUUCUUUCCACUGGAUCAAAGCUUCAAUUGCUUUUGGAGCCAUUUCUCUGGAAGAAUAAAAAACUGGAAAAGGUGUCUGACUCGCACGAAAGUGUCAGUGGAUUCUUCCAACGUCAUUUUGGAAAGGAGGUUGUUGACUAUCUAAUUGACCCUUUUGUUGCUGGAACAUGUGGUGGUGAUCCUGACUCGCUUUCAAUGCACCAUACAUUUCCAGAAUUGUGGAAUUUAGAGAAAAGGUUUGGCUCAGUCAUAGUUGGGGCAAUUCGAUCUAAGUUAUCACCUAAAAAGGAAAAGAAACAAGGGCCUCCCAAUACUUCAGUAAAUAAGAAGAGCCAGCGGGGAUCCUUUUCCUUUUUGGGCGGAAUGCAAACACUUACGGACGCAAUAUGCAAAGAUCUCAAAGAUGAUGAACUUAGGCUAAACUCUAGAGUUCUGGAAUUAUCUUGUAGCUGUAGUGGGGACUCUGCGAUAGAUAGCUGGUCAAUUGUUUCUGCCUCACCACACAAAAGGCAAUCAGAAGAAGAAUCAUUUGAUGCUGUAAUUAUGACGGCCCCGCUCUGUGACGUUAAGAGUAUGAAGAUUGCUAAAAGAGGAAAUCCAUUCCUGCUCAACUUUAUUCCUGAGGUUGAUUAUGUACCGCUAUCUGUUGUUAUAACUACAUUUAAGAGGGAGUGUGUAAAGCAUCCCCUUGAGGGUUUUGGAGUGCUUGUACCCUCUGAGGAGCAAAAACAUGGUCUCAAAACACUAGGAACCCUCUUCUCUUCUAUGAUGUUUCCAGAUCGGGCACCCAAUGAUGUCUAUCUCUAUACUACUUUUGUUGGUGGAAGCCGGAAUAGAGAACUCGCGAAAGCCUCAAGGACUGAGCUGAAAGAUAUAGUAACUUCUGACCUAAAGCAGUUGUUGGGUGCUGAGGGAGAGCCAACAUAUGUGAAUCAUUUAUGCUGGAGUAAAGCAUUUCCACUGUAUGGGCGUAACUACGAUUCAGUCCUUAAUGCAAUUGACAAAAUGGAGGAUAACCUUCCCGGAUAUUUCUAUGCAGGUAACCACAAGGGCGGAUUGUCAGUUGGCAAAGCAUUAUCUUCUGGAUGCAAUGCAGCAGAUCUUGUCAUAUCAUAUCUUGAAUCCGUGACAAACGACACCAAAAACCAUUGCUGAAAUCUCUCUCAUUCUUUCUCUGUUUCUAGUUUUUCUACAUUUUAAUGAUCUCAUCUUGUUAUAACUUUUAGCUGAAACAAAAUUCCCUUUCCUCCACCUUAUUGUCUAUUUGCCAAUUUGAGUACAAGUUCCCUGUUGCCAAAUUUGUGACACGUGUGGAAUUUUGCACAUCACCUGAUGCUGAUUGCUAAUUCCGUAUUGUUGUAGCUGAAACAAAAUGUUCCCUAUCCUCCACCUCAGCUUUUAGUUCUCCAUCGAAUUUGAGUGAAUUUCCGUCUGCCCAAAUUGUUGACUGCAUUGCUUGUGGAGAUUUGCACAUUACCUUAUGCUGAUUGCUAAUUCCAUCUCAAUCCGAGCAUUCAUUUCCUUCAGCUUUCUAUGCUUUGGUAGGUACGUAAAAUCGUUUUGACUUCAUGGCGAGGAGCUACUUUGACAUGCCAUGAAACUGUCUUUCAGGGAUAGUUGCAUUUCUGAAAAAGGAACUCUGUACAUGUUUAAUUACACACUCGUUCUGGUAGCUGUUACUAAUAGAUGGUGGUGUAUCUUUAGCACAUUAAUAAGCAUUUUUGGUUUCUCCUCUCUCGUAUGAAAUUGCUAAAUUGGUUCCAUACA